Talaromyces proteolyticus is the source of this 1623-nucleotide messenger RNA. RefSeq names its product MAP kinase. The coding region runs from base 1 to 1623 and encodes 540 amino acids. Gene Ontology annotation, biological process: protein phosphorylation. NCBI's taxonomy places the organism in Eukaryota, Fungi, Ascomycota, Eurotiomycetes, Eurotiales, Trichocomaceae. Gene Ontology annotation, molecular function: ATP binding; protein kinase activity. The record is from RefSeq and is a predicted model, not a curated record. The transcript is spliced from 4 exons.
AUGGCCGACCAAUUCAAACCUCGCACUAUGAAACGCAAGAAUGUGAAGGGACUUGCUCUCAAUGCCGCUCCCAAAGCCACCUCCAAGCCGUCAGAACCCGAUGCUCAAAUCCCCGGAGCUCUUGGAAACACCGACAGCAAUCGCUCGGACACGCUCGAAAUCGGUCUCGAAUUCAAGCUCGAUCUACGCAGUGAGGACUUGGUAACGCUGAAGGAGGUCGGUGCAGGAAAUGGCGGGACCGUCGCAAAGGUCAUGCAUGCCACGACAAAAGUGGUCAUGGCUCGGAAGAUCAUCCGAGUGGAUGCGAAGGAAAACGUUCGAAAGCAGAUUGUCCGAGAAUUACAAGUCGGCCACGAUUGCAAUUCCCCGUAUAUUGUCACAUUUUACGGUGCCUUUCAAAAUGAAUCACGCGAUAUUGUGCUGUGCAUGGAAUAUAUGGACUGCGGCUCGCUUGACCGCAUCUCCAAAGAGUUUGGACCAGUUCGAAUCGACGUCUUGGGAAAAAUCACAGAAUCUAUUCUUGCCGGACUGGUUUAUCUCUAUGAAAACCACCGCAUCAUGCACCGUGACAUCAAACCGUCAAAUGUCUUAGUCAACUCUCGCGGAAACAUCAAGCUAUGCGAUUUUGGCGUGGCUACCGAGACUGUUAAUUCGGUUGCCGACACGUUUGUUGGCACAUCCACAUACAUGGCACCGGAACGUAUCCAGGGCGGCGCAUAUACAGUGCGAUCUGACGUCUGGAGUGUUGGCUUGACGGUUAUGGAGCUGGCAGUCGGGCGGUUCCCUUUCGACUCGACCGAUUCCGCUGCAGGAGACCGAGCCAGCGCAGGUCCAAUGGGCAUUCUAGAUUUGCUACAGCAGAUCGUGCAUGAGCCGGCACCAAAACUACCCAAAAGCGACGCUUUCCCUCCAAUACUACAUGAUUUUAUAGCCAAGUCUCUGCUGAAAAAGUCCGAUGAGCGACCUACUCCGAGGGAGUUAUACGACAAGGACGCCUUUCUGCAAGCGGCCAAGCGAACUCCAGUCGAUCUCCAAAAGUGGGCUCGCAAGAUGAUGCAAACCCAGGACCGUCAUUCUUAUCUGGAGCCACCCGCUCCAGCAUCUCUGAAAGCCACCCCUUCGUCUCGAAGUACAUCCCCAGAUCCAGCAUCUCGAGAAACACCGCGCACUUUUACAUCAACACAAGCCACCUCGCAUGCCACUCCCACUUCAACACACGCCACGCAUGCCACUACCACAUUUGGGGAAAUUCCCGUCAGAAAUGAUAUUCCUUCAGCAAAGAACUAUCAGCCUUCACUACAUAGUGCCAAUCACAGUGCUCAUCCUCUCAGUUCCACCAGACAAGCGCCGUUCCUAUCCCUUGAACAUUUGUCAUUAGAAGGAGAAGAUUCCCGCGAGAGAACUCGCCCCCUUCGCAGUUAUACUGGGGAGCCUCGUUCUGCAAUCGACGCACCAUCAAGACCACAGUUUCCCCGAACUUUGAGCUCCACACAUCAAGGCGGCCUGCACACGGCGACUCUCCCUAUGGGAGCAGCGCCUCCGCCGUCGGGUCCGCUACCGCCGCCACCCUCGACUGCAGAAUCAUGGCGAAACCAAUACAGAACACGAGAGAACAUGACCUAA